CUCAUCGCCAUCUCGCUCUCCAGCUUGCAGGGGCUCCGCACCAAGUGCGCCGCGUCCAACGACCUCACCCAGCAAGAGAUCCGCACCUUGGAGGUAAAACUCGUCCGUUAUAUUGGCAUCCAGCUGCAGUGCAAGUUGAGCGUCCCCCCAAACGAAAGGACAGCUGAGCUGAACAGCUACCCAAAGUUCAGCGACUGGCUGUAUCUUGUCAACGUGAGGAAAGACGUCGUCCAGAAGAUACCGGAGGAGCUUACCCUUGAUGCCUUACUGGAAAUGAACGAGUCGAAAGUGAAGGACACCAUGAAGCGAUGUGGGGCCAGCACAGAGGAUUGCUCCCGGCUCAACGGGGCCCUUGCCUGCUUGCGGAAAGUGACCCGGGCAGGUGGAGAAUACAAGGACGACUUGGUGUGGCAUCCGCCUGCCAUGUGCCGUGAAAGCAGCUUGAUGCCCCCUUCCGAACUGUCCCCCUGCCCCAUGGGGCUGACGUGGAUGCACGGCAGCCUGCCCCUGUUGAAGGGCAAUGGGCCCCAGCCACGCUCCAUCUCUGUCUCCGCAAUCCCAUCUUCGGACAACUUCCCCUCGGGCCAAGGGCCUCCCGCUUGUGCCGAAAACCUCCUGGAGUCCUUUGCUUUCCCCACCCACUGCGGGCGGCGGAACCUCAGGACCCCCCACAGCAUCACCAUCACGCCCCCGACGACCCCCCAGCUCAAGCGGGGGAAACCGCCACGGACGCCUCCCCCGCCGUGCCGGAAGGUUUUCCAGCUGCUGCCCAACUUCACCACCCUCACGAGGAGCAAAUCCCACGAAUCCCAGCUUGGCAACAGGAUCGAUGAAGUUCCUCCGAUGAAAUUCGAUCUCCCCCAGGGCUCUCCUCAAACGGUACGAAGAGAUAUCGGUCUGUCUGUAACGCACAGAUUUUCUACGAAGUCAUGGCUCUCUCAGGUGUGCCAGGUGUGUCAAAAAAGCAUGAUGUUUGGAGUGAAGUGUAAACAUUGCAGAUUAAAGUGUCAUAACAAAUGUACAAAAGAAGCCCCGCCCUGUAGAAUAUCUUUCUUACCCAUAUCGCCAUUGAGGCGGACAGAAUCUGUCCCUUCCGAUAUCAAUAACCCAGUGGACCGACCAUCGGAACCGCAGUUUGGGACUCUUCCAAAAGCACUAACUAAGAAGGACCAUGCCCCGGCAAUGAACCACCUCGACUCAAGCAGCAACCCGUCUUCCACCACCUCCUCCACGCCGUCCUCCCCGGCCCCCUUCCAGUCUUCCAACCCCCCCAGCGCAACACCACCCCCGAACCCGUCUCCCAUGGGCCAGCGGGACAGCCGCUUCAACUUUCCAGCUGCCUACUACAUUCAGCAUAGACAACAGUUUAUCUUCCCAGAAAUCCCCAAUACCCCACAUGUAACGCAGCCUCCUGAAAUUACUGAAAGCACUAACACCAAUGAACACCUAGAGACAGACAGGGUUGAAGAGCAUGAACCAGAGCACGCGGAAGACCAAGAGCCAAACAAGUCGGAACCCGAGGACGAUGAAGAUGAGAUUGACGACCUCCCGAGCCGGCGAAGGCGCUGGCAAGGCAAGAUUGACCGCAAGCCCAGCCAGACGAGCGUCUACCUGCAGGAAUGGGACAUCCCCUUUGAGCAGAUCGAGCUGGGUGAUCCCAUUGGCCAGGGGCGGUGGGGCAAGGUGUACCGGGGCAGGUGGCAUGGAGAGGUGGCCAUCCGGUUGCUGGAAAUUGAUGGGAACAAUCAGGACCAUCUGAAGCUGUUCAAGAAGGAGGUGAUGAACUACAGACAAACCAGACAUGAGAAUGUGGUGCUUUUCAUGGGGGCCUGCAUGAACCCCCCUCACCUAGCAAUUAUUACUAGCUUCUGCAAAGGAAGGACGCUUCACUCCGUCGUACGGGAUCCCAAAAUACCUUUGGAUAUUAAUAUGACCAGGCAGAUUGCCCAGGAGAUCAUUAAGGGCAUGGGCUACCUUCACGCCAAAGGGAUCGUGCAUAAAGAUCUCAAAUCCAAGAACGUUUUCUAUGAAAACGGCAAGGUGGUGAUCACAGACUUUGGCCUGUUUGGAAUUUCUGGUGUUGUCCAGGAAGGAAGGCGUGAGAACGAACUGAAGCUGCCCCAUGAUUGGCUGUGCUACCUGGCCCCGGAGAUCGUGCGUGAAAUGGCUCCCGGCAAGGAUGAAGAUAAGCUCCCGUUCUCCAAAGCUGCUGACGUCUAUGCUUUCGGGACCGUGUGGUACGAACUCCAAGCCAGAGAGUGGCCAUUUAAGCGCCAGCCGGCCGAGGCGUUGAUCUGGCAAAUUGGGAGCGGCGAAGGAAUGAAGCAAGUCCUGGCAGCAAGCAGCCUGGGGAAAGAAGUUGGUGAAAUCCUCUCGGUGUGUUGGUCUUUCGACGUCAGCCAGCGGCCCACCUUCCCGCUCUUGAUGGACAUGCUUGAAAAAUUGCGAAAGCUCAACCGGAGACUUUCUCAUCCGGGACACUUCUGGAAAUCUGCCGAUAGCAAAGUUGUCAUCCGGUUUGAACGCUUCCCCUUGGGGGAUUUGGAAUCGAGCAAUCAAAAGAUUUAGCUUGGUGCAUCUGGUCCUUUACGCACGAUUUUGACCUGUGUCACUCGCACGUCUGGAAAAACGGAUCGGAGGCCUUCAUGGAAAUUUCCCAAAUAAUGGCACGGCGUGGCGAGAUCCCGCCCAACACUCCCCCCCCCCUCCGUCACCCAGGAAGAUUUCAUUUAGACUUUUGUAACGUUUGCUUCCGACAUCUUGAGUCAGCAACUUUACUUUAAAAAAAAAAUGUUUACAUUCUGAUUACUUUUUUUUCCUGUGUGAAUUCUAUUUUUAAAUGGUUAAUAAUAAAUGUGAUAUAAGGAGUUUUUUUAAUUUAAAAAAAUCCAUACUCCCCCCCCCUUCAGAUGUUCAAGUGGCAAUGUUUAAGCAACCGGAUUAGAAAUCUUGGUUUCAUUUGUGAAGAAGCUCUGGUUUUUAAUUUUGCCCAUGAAAAACGUACAACCUGUGUGAAGUGAAGCAUGCAUGUCCCUUAGGGAGUGUCUACCCGAAACGUUUAAACCAGUUCGAAACUGCCUGGACAAUUCCAGCUGUCCUCUGAAAAACACUCAGAAUUGUGGCUUUUGUGAAGAUGUCGAAAAAAACAGGCUCCCUUUUCAGAGAUACUCUGCCCCCAAUCUUCUCUGUUUGGGAACGGCGACAGUUCAGCAGAGUUUGGAAAUGGUUUAAAUGGAUUGUGCAGACCAUUCCCUUGAAAUAUAUAUUUAGCUCAGAGGCUGCUAAAGUGAAAUGGAAUGGACUCUGUGACGGGAUUGUGUUUUGUAACGAGGUUUCAAGUGUGAAAUGUAGUCUAUUGCGUAGAAAUUAGCAUCUUGGUUGAGCUUUUAUUUUUUUAAAAACAAGCUUCUACCUCUGAUUCUUUGCUGGGGUGGGUGGUGGGUGGGACAUCUUGGAGGCACAUGGGGUAUAUCUAAAGGGCCGGAGAUUAACACCCACCCACCCCGGAGAGGGCUUCCGGGCCUGGGGGAGCAGGCAUCACAUCCUGCACUUUGUAACCACUAUUUCCUCCCCUUAUAGCAGGGGUGAGGCACUUAUGGCCCCCAGAUGAUGUUAGAGUCCAGCUCCCAUCAUCUCCAGCCAGCAUGGCCAGUGGUUAGGGAUGAUGGGAGUUGCAGUCCAAUAUCUGGAGAGCCUUACAGACUUCCUAAAUCUGUGUCUCCCUCCCUGUGCAUCUCUCUAUGGGGAGUGGAGAAACUCCGUUUGUUCAAACUCGACAUUUUUUACAAGCAUUGGCUUCGUAUAAUUGUAGGGGCAGAUUUUAGGGUGGCUGGUGAUCUGGGCUUAAUCUUGGCUUAAUAUUCUGCUUCUUCCUGGAGUGUAGGAGGUUGUACAGGACAAGGAAAGGAGGGUAUUUUUUGACUUGGUAUAAGUGGAAUCAGGGGUGUUGGAGGAAUCCAGUUGAUGAGCUUUCAUUGGCCCAGCCCUCUGGACUUCUGUCUUCUGCCAGCUGGUUCCUGCUAAACCCUGGAAGCUCCACUUCAUAGCAUCAUAGAAUAGAAUAGCAAAGUUGGAAGGGACCUACAAGGCCAUCGAGUCCAACCCCCUGCUCAAUGCAGGAAUCCACCCUAAAGCAUCCCUGACAGAUGGCUGUCCAGCUGCCUCUUGAAGGCCUCUAGUGUGGGAGAGCCCACAACCUCCCUAGGUAACUGGUUCCAUUGUCGUACUGCUCUAACAGUCAGGAAGUUUUUCCUGAUGUCCAGCCAGAACCUGGCUUCUUUUAACUUGAGCCCAUUAUUCCGUGUCCUGCACUCUGGGAGGAUUGAGAAGAGAUUAUUUUGUCGGGUGUUAGAUGAUGGCCUUCCAUGGUCCUUCAACUCCCUGGGUUAUCAGUGGUUUAUUUGAUAGACGUAAGCUUUCACAUCUCAUAAGCAUGCUUCUGUCCUUGGGCCCAGUUCUCGCUGGGGCUUGGGGGCUGUUGCCAUGUCCAGAAUGUGGUGGCGGCGACGAUCCCAUGCGGCUCCUCCAGGCGCAUGGAUGUUCUCUGCAGAUAGAAAAUGACCAUGCCAGGGGAAACCGUGUUCACCUUGUCUUCUCCUUGACAGGUUCCAUUUCUGUGAGUGGAGAAUUGUUUUCUGAGCCGCUAUUGCUCCACCUCCUCCUCGUCAUUGUCAUCGUCAUCGCUUUCGAGACAGACAGACAGACAGACAGACAGCAAAUCGGCUGUUCAUCUAUUGCUCCUCCUCCUCACCUGACCUGUUGUCUGGGCCAUAGCGAGAGGCAGGUGAACAAGCAGAUUGAGAUGAUGAGGAUGAGGAUGAUGAUGAUGAGGAGGAGGAGGAGGAGGAGGAGCAAAUCCAGAGGUCUCUUGUCAGUGGGCCCCAGCUGAGAUGCAGUCCCUUGACAGAUGCCCAGUCAUGCUGAUGCUAGAAGCUGUUCAGGUAUGACCUCCAAAACAACGUAGCGCAUGUAAAACAAAAGACCAUUGAUCAUGCUGCCCUAGAAACCGAAGAUCCCUUCCCAGAGGAGAUGGCCCCUUCCAAACUCCACCCCUCCAUUGUAUCCCUUCUUUAACCCGUGGAGAACCAUAACGCUAUCAUGCCACACGCCCCAUCCCCACACCCUGAUGACCCUUCAGCGAGACUGCAGCUCUAAUGAAAAGGGCAACAGGCCCAAUUUAAGGGACUUCCAAUCCCAACACGGCAGGCAGGCUCAGUUUGACUGCUUUAACAAUCCUCCGUAUAUAUUUCGUGGUUUGUUUCCCACCCGCUUUCCUUAGUGCACCAGAUCCUCGGAAUCUGUGCACUGCCAACUCUCAUAAGCAUAGAUCCACUCGUGCUUGUAAGCACUAGGUUCUGUUCACACGGGGUUUAGAUGCUAAGCCUAUAUAGACACGACUGCCUUCCAGAUGUUAGCUCUUCCUUAGCCUGUAUCCCACCUGCCCUUGUGAAGCUAGCAUGAUGGACCUAACCUCCAUGUUCCCAGCUGUGAGCUCAGCAUAAGAUUCUACGACGUACAUUCUUAAUAUAGCUCAUAAUCAACGGUCCGGUUCAGCAAUCACAUCUCAGCUUAAGCCAAGAUACAAACAAGGCUUGUUCCAACGCGUGCUGCUCCUUCCUUCUCAGUGACCUGCUAAGCCGUGGUGGUUAAGCAUUUUGAGCUAAACAUGGCUUAGUGUGUCAUGUGUACCAUGGCUUAACAUGUCAUGUAAACCAUUCCUAACCAUGGUGCCUACAUAACCACGGUUUAAACACGCUCAUUAACCAUUUGCUGCAAAAGGGUUAGCAGCCUAACCAUGGCUUAGUGUGUUGUCUGAACAGGCCCAUUGUGUCUCAGUUAAGCCCAAGAGUUUCAAAUUAACCAUACUUUAAUGGUUAAUGGGGGGUGGGGACGACAGGAUCUUAAGUCCAUUUCAAACCUUGGUUUUCAAUCCUGGCUUGUUUUGAAGCUGUUAACCAUAGUUUCCUGGUUGAGAUGGAAUGGUAAACUGUGGUUCAUUGAGUUGGGAAGGAGUGGGCAAGGUGGGCUCAAGGGUCAAUUUUUAAUUAUAGUCAGCAACGUUUAAACAUCCUUCUUGGAAUUUUGCACAACUCUGUUUAACGGGCUUCUUGAUUUCAGAGUCUUCACCAAACAUGGUGCCCUUCAGACUUUCUGGACUACCAAACCCACCAUCCUUGGCCAUUGGCCAUGCUGGCUAGGGCUGAUGGGAGCUGUAGUAUAAAAGGCACCAGGUUAGGGAAGGCUGGUAGGGAAUUCCCUGGCUGUCGUUUUCUCAUGCUCAUGAGCACCAACACAGCCCCAAAUCAGGCGCACCUUAGAAUCGGAUUCCGCUUUUCGAUCUUCCACUUCAUGUCAUGACUGCAACUUGCACUGGGCUAUUCCAAGGAGCCGUUUUAUUUUGCUUGCUUAUUAGAUAGGGUGUAACUUUGGCUAGGUUCACACAACGCGCUAACCCAUCCAGUGUGGGUUGUUGUUGAACUAUGGGAAAUCGUGUUGUCUGAACGCCGCACGUUUUCCACAGGGUUGCUCUUUAACCAUGCAGUGUGGCUUGUUAACCACCCUGAACAACCCAACAACAAACCAUGGGUUCUCAAGGUGGCUUGUUUGAGAAAAAUAAACCACACUGCAUGGUUAACAAACUCAUCCUGCGGAAAUCCUGCUGCGUUUAGACAACACGAUAACCCAUCCUGUGGAAAACGCACUGUGUUCAGACAAUAUGUUAAUCCACUCUGUGGAAAAACCACUGCAUUCAGACAACACGAUAACCCAUGGUGGGUUAAGGUGUUGUGUGAACCCAACCCUUAAGAUGUAUUGGGCCUGUUCAUGAGGCUGUUGCCAGUCUGGCUGCAAAGUCAAUCACAAAGCUUUCCUUUAAGGUGAGGGAGAAAGCUAUGAUGAGAAUGCCGUUUUACUUUACCUGAUUCAGAGUUCUUGUGUUGAAUUAUGAUAUUGGGUUCUUUUGGGGGUGAGGUGAGAUGGGGGAUUUCUGCCUAAUGCUCUGGAUACUUAAUAUAUAUUGAAACAUUUUGCUGGAUCACACCAAGAUUCAUCCAACCCAGUAUCAUGUUUCUGACAGUGCGCAGCUUACAUGCUUCUUGGAGCUUAAGAGGAAAGCAUGAGAGGAAUAUUCCUCUCUCUUCCUAGUACUUCAUAUGCAUGAUCUGCCUCUUCAUAUAUAGCCAUCAUUAACCUAUCAUAGCUGAUAGCUGUUAAUAGAGCUAUCCUCCAUAAAUUUUGUCUAAUCUUUUUUUAAGCCACCUAAGGUUUUAAAAGUCUGAAAUCAGUAAAUACAAAGUUCGAACCUUUAGAAAAUCCAAACGUCAACCUUGUGACCCAUCUCUGUUUACACUGCUGUAAAUCCGGAGUCACUCCACUUCAUGCCAGCAAGGAAGCGGGGGCGGGGGGGGGGAAAUGGGAGUCCUUUUUUGUAACUGAAUUGCACCGGGAGUGUUGCAUGGUGAUAAGGGAUCCCUGCGCCCAUAAGUUCCUACUUGUUUGUAACUAUUCCUUCUCGUGGUGAUUGUAAGGGAGUGAAUUAGCACUGUGAGUCCGUAACUUUUUUUGGUGUUGUACAAAACAAAUUAAAAUAAGUAAGACUCCUUAGCCGCAACUUCAACUGUGUAUGUAAAAUGAAGUCUGUAAUAUUGGUGAAAAUGGACAUUUUUUUUUUCUUUUCAAAUGUAAUGUAAACUUUGUACAGUAAAUAUAUAUAAAUAUAUAUAUAUAUAAAUAUAUUUUCUAUCAACUGAGUUUGUCUUCCAAAACAGCUAUUAAUUUAAUUUAAAAAGGGUUAGUAUUAACAAGGAGCUCCGCUGUUAGUUCAUGCCAACUGUUAAAAAAAGAAGAAAGACGGAAAAGAAAGGAAAAUACGUUCUAUGCUAAUGAAAUUCUGAAUAUUUUAGAAUUCUUCUAAGUGAAUAAAACUUUGCUCUGGAUGAAACAUCAAA
Elgaria multicarinata webbii is the source of this 7946-nucleotide messenger RNA. RefSeq names its product kinase suppressor of ras 1 (gene KSR1). Lineage: Eukaryota; Metazoa; Chordata; Lepidosauria; Squamata; Anguidae. The coding region runs from base 274 to 2568 and encodes 764 amino acids. The transcript has 20 exons. Gene Ontology annotation, cellular component: cytoplasm; membrane; endoplasmic reticulum. Gene Ontology annotation, biological process: Ras protein signal transduction; protein phosphorylation. Gene Ontology annotation, molecular function: protein kinase activity; ATP binding. The record is from RefSeq and is a predicted model, not a curated record.